GUAAAAAAAUAAAGAUCUGGGAUUAUACGUAUUGGUGCACGACUCAAAACUCUUUUUUUUUGCAGCAGCAAUGAAUCUUCUUCUCCACCUAUCUCUCGUCGCUCUGAUCUCUCUCCUCUGUCUCCACCACCACUACAGUGUCCUCGCAUCGUCCCACUUCGAAGGCUUCGAUGCCGAAGACGACGAUCUCUCCGAGGAUCCCACCGAGCUUCACCACUCCCUCACUCCUCCUCCCCCACUAACUCAAUCCGAGUCAACGCUUCCAGAUCCAGAACCAGAUUCCACUCCGGUCACUAAACCGGACCCUCCUCCGACUCAAACCGGUUCCUCCAAGAAGCUCUCACUCGAUUACUGGGACGAAGACGAGUUCGAAGGCUUACCUGAGGAAGAAGAACCAACGAAGGAUGAAUCUCCGAUCGCUGCUGAUGAAAUCAAAGAUCCACAGUCUCCAGAUCCAUCUGCUUCUUCUGAAGACGGUUACAUCCCCGAGAAGAAGAAGCAACUUUCCUCGUACACAGUCGAGAUCGUCUGCGUCUCGAUCUUGAUCGCUUACCUGAUCAACUACUUCCUCGGGAAACGCGACAACGAGAGCCUCGCUCUCUCCUGGGCCUCCAAGUUCGCUCUCAAAGACGCCAUCCUCGAGAAGAACUUCAGCUUGCUCGGCGUCGGCGGCCAAGGAGAGGAAGACUCUCCUCUGCUGCUCAAAGAGGCGACGAACGUGUUUAAAUUCUACGCGAGCGGGCGUAGGUACUGCCACGGGCUUCUGGCGACGUUGGAGCUCAAGAGCAGGCACGAUCUGAUCUCCAGGCUGUUCAAUUGCGUGGUGCCGUGUAAAGACGAGAUCGGUGUCGAGGUUUAUAUGAAUGAUGAGGCGAUGGAUCAUGUUGUGUUUGCUGUGGCGAGGAAGAAGGCGGCGAAAGGGAUGCUUAAGGAGAUGAGGGAUCUGCAGAGGUUUGGUGGGAUGGUGGCUGCUCCUGGUGGGAGGAAGUGGGUGGCCGAGGAGUUGGCUGUUGUCUCUGAGUCUAAGGAGGUCGCUGGGGAUAUGAUCACUGAUGUUGUUCUUGAUCAGGUUUUUGGUGACAAAUCGUUCGAAAAGUUUGGCAAGUAUUUCAUUUCAAUGCAUUUUUCGGACCAACAUCCUGGCAAACACAGGAAGAUGCUGCUUUUUAAGUUCGCCUUACCUGAUGCUAAGCACAUGGAUGAUAUGGUCCGCUUGAUAGCGCUAAUUCCGUAUUACAUUGACUUAAUUGGCCGCUACAAGCUCAGCUCCCAGGCACGGAACAAAACUGACGGAGCUAGGCAAAAGGUGGCGCAGGAAGCGUACAAGGAACUUGAGAGUGUGAGGCAAGAGGCAUUGCAGAGAAAGAAAGCAGAGAAGAAGAGGUUACUGGAGGAAGCGGAGGCAAAGCUUAGCGGUGAGGCUCUGAGGAAGAAAGAGGCAAAGGAACGUGCACGCCAGAUGAAGAAGUCAAUGCCAAAAGUUAAGAUGAGUCGUGGUCACUAGACUCGAAGCAUAGAGGGACGUCUCAUUUAAGGUCGCACAAUCCCAUGUUUGCCAUUGGAAUAGCUAUUCCUCUACACUCCCGUUUUAGCCUUUUCGAUUAGAUCUUUUCUCUUUGCUUUCAUGAACCUCCACUUGCGCCGAGGCCUCGUUUCUUGUUCACUGGAAGUAACAUCCUUUAUUCUCAGUUAGUCACUGCACUAAUAAAAAAAAAGAGAGUUACAGUUGAAGCAUUAAUGGCAUAAGUUUUUCUCUU
Raphanus sativus (radish) is the source of this 1757-nucleotide messenger RNA. RefSeq lists its product as uncharacterized. The record is from RefSeq and is a predicted model, not a curated record. Lineage: Eukaryota; Viridiplantae; Streptophyta; Magnoliopsida; Brassicales; Brassicaceae. Gene Ontology annotation, biological process: endoplasmic reticulum calcium ion homeostasis. Bases 71 to 1504 code for a protein of 477 amino acids. Gene Ontology annotation, cellular component: endoplasmic reticulum. Gene Ontology annotation, molecular function: calcium ion binding. The transcript has 3 exons.